This is a messenger RNA of Blepharisma stoltei, 1136 nucleotides long. The record is from the annotation of a GenBank genome assembly. Lineage: Eukaryota; Ciliophora; Heterotrichea; Heterotrichida; Blepharismidae.
AUGGGAUUGAUAACUAAUGCUCUAAUUAUUGGAGGUACAGUCAUUGCUGCAAAUAAAGUGCUAUAUAAUAUGCUUUUCGCAAAGCAACCAAUCCAACGCUCAUUUCAACCAAUUGGAAAUGGAAAAAGCCUUAAUUUUACUUAUCAGCAUUUUGGAAGACAUAAUUGAAUUUCCCCAGUAAAACUAGAUGAAAUUGAAAUAUCCUUUUCUAUUUAAAUUUAAGCAUUAUAGUAAGACAAAUAAUUGGAUUAAUAUUAAAAAAUUUUAAUAAUCGACAUUAAAUUUAAUCCAGCACAAUAUAAAUGAUUUGCUUAAAUAUGAUUAUAUUGACUUCAGGAUAUUUAAAUCUGGAAAUAAAAUCCUUAGCUUUCGACCUUAUCCUCAUAUUGAAAGAUUGAAUGAAAUUCUGCGUCAAAAUGGAUUUAAAGUGAAAUUUAUUUAGAAAAUCUCUGAAAGCUUAAUUUUUGAAAGCUUAAAAUCAUUUAAAGACAAUUUGAAUUCAAAAGAAGAGUCAAUAAUUAGAGCAGGGCUUUGGAUUAAAGAAAAGCAAAACACUUACUCAUGUGGAGAUCUCACAUUUUCAUUAUUUCCUGCAAUUCCUGCUCAACCAAUAGAUAUCAGCCUUGUAAAUUGUUUUGAGUAUCCAAAGCACGGCCUGAGACCUGACUAUUUGCUUUAUUAUGGCCAAAACAUACUUGAUGGAUGAAAGUCAAGUAUUUUUUUGGUUGAAAAUGAUGGAGCUUUAAUAACUCCUAAGUUUAUUCAUCCUGCAAUCACCCCAUUUCCUAUUGAUACAACAGUUACAAGAGACAGCAUUAUGGUAAUUCACAAAUAAGAAAAUUUUUUCAAGGUUUGCUAUUGAAAAAGAUAUAAAAAUUGAUGAAAUUUUUGAUAAAAAAGUACAAACUAACUAGGUGAAAGGAGCUUUCCUGGCCAACGAUACAUUAACUAUACAGCCAAUUUCUUCUAUAUCUUUUAAUGGUAAAAAGAAAACAUGUACCGACUGCGAUAUUAUGUAUAAGAUCCAUGAAGACUUAAGAAAAUAUAUCGUAAGUUCUAUGUAGAUGGGGAAAGAAAAUAUCACGACAAAAUGUGAGGAUAAUUACACAGAAGAGUUUUGGAGCCAUGAGCUCUAA